AUGCAGCCAUCUGACGUUACCCUAGAGAAUGCAUCCAUCGCACGAAAAAAUUUACAACGACGCUAUUUAAAAAACAAUAAAAAGAAAAAGGCUAAAUAUCGGGUUGGCGAUGUUGUACGCAUCACUCGGACACGCGGCACCUUCGAGAAAGUAUAUGAAUCGGGAUGGAGUGAGGAAUUGUUUAUUAUCAAACGGAUAAUAACGUGGAGAACAUACUCACCUGUUGUGUACGAAUUGGAAUAUUUAGCUGGUAAAGUAAUUGACGGACUUUUUUACGAACAAGAAUUAGCAGAUGUCAAGAAUAGGAAUGUGCACAAGGGUGAGUUUAUUGUUGAAAAAAUAAUUCAAACUCGUGGAAAAGCUUCUGAAAAACAGGCUCUCGUCAAAUGGGCCGGACAUCCUGAUAAAUUCAAUUCUUGGAUACCUGCUUCUGAAUUAAAAAACAUCUAA
Molecule: messenger RNA, 450 nt
Organism: Belonocnema kinseyi
Lineage: Eukaryota; Metazoa; Arthropoda; Insecta; Hymenoptera; Cynipidae
Exons: 1
Coding region: 1-450 (149 amino acids)
Source: RefSeq, a predicted model, not a curated record